Messenger RNA from Phytophthora sojae, 3843 nucleotides. RefSeq lists its product as hypothetical. Gene Ontology annotation, biological process: proteolysis. Bases 1 to 3843 code for a protein of 1280 amino acids. NCBI's taxonomy places the organism in Eukaryota, Oomycota, Peronosporomycetes, Peronosporales, Peronosporaceae. The transcript has 10 exons. Gene Ontology annotation, molecular function: aspartic-type endopeptidase activity. The record is from RefSeq and is a predicted model, not a curated record.
AUGGAAUGGAGAUAUCGGAAUGGAGCCAGGGACAACGGAAGACGCAAACAAGCCUCGGUCAAACCCUCAACAGACGAAACAAGUGAUAAUGAAGCGACUAGGAGGGUGACCGAGGCUUUGGGUGCAGCAGUCGAAGUGGAGCGGUCAGGUGUCAAGAUGGAGACGUCAACCACUCUAGCAAUGGGGCCCUCAAACGCCUCCGAGACUAGUGGUAGGUCGACCGAGGCUUCGGACGCAAUAGCCAAGAAGGAACGAGGCCGGGCAUGCACGCUCAAGCCCGUGACUAAGUAUGGAGCUGAUGAUGGAGUGGCCCGUGAGUGGUGGAGUGCAACGGCUGCGAACCAAGCCUCGCUCGAGGCAGCCACAGCGUUGGGAAGUUGGAUUGGCAAUCUCGCAGAUUUUGCUGAUCCCGCUACACCACAAUGGUUGCGCGUGCCCGGAUCUUCUGGUGACUCGGGAUUUCACCGUGAGUCCCAAGAAGAAGUUCGAGUGAAGAAGGAACAAGGGGAUCAAGCGUCAUCGGAGUCGGGAUCGACGACGACGCUGCUGAAUGAACCAAGAUCCACGGAUCGACAGAGUGCAAGGAGGACCUCUGUCGGCGGAACCGAGGUGGAUCCAGACAUGGAUCCAGAAGAGAAACCUCAACCUCCUCCACAGGUCCCUUCGGGGACCCCGGUGGAUCGCGACGCGAGUCAAACCAAGUCGAUGACACGAGCGAAGCUGAAGGCCCCGGAUCUGGAUGACGAAGAUUCAAAAGCGUCAUCCCACGAAGAAUCCGAGGAGGCAGGCUGGAUACGUUACCACGAGAAGCAGCUACGUGACUUCCUGGCUUGGGAUCCCAUGAUGCGGCUGCUUGGCGUGAAGCCGAUCGGAGAAGGGCCUGUGGCAUUCCCUGCACCCGCCAAGCGUGAAGGGAUCCUGGCCGAGAUGGAGCGACUCAUGCAGCGGCUGAAGGAGGCCGGCCUUGUAGCUGGCGCCUUCGACGCGAGAGCGAUCUACGACGCCGAUCCAAUCCAGAUCCACGCGACGACGGACAUGCUGUUCAACAGGCUGAAGGCGCUGGUAGGUGAGAUCCGGAUCCAGAAGUCCCGGAUCCAAGUUCACCUCAAGCUGGAUCCACAGGAUGCCGAACCCUCGAUGCUACGCGCCCGAGCCCAGAUCCAGCGUGAAGCAAGCACUCAGCCCCGAUCCCAGCCCCGACCCAAGAAGCCGUCGACUCCUUCGGUGGAUCCAACAGCUACGGCAUCAGGAUCGAACAUGUCGACUGGCAGGCUUGAGUCAUACUUUCAGGCAGCCAUGGGCAGGUUCUUGAAGGAGCAAGGCGUGUUGACCCCGACACAGGCGCCGGAGGCGACGCAGAACGCCGGAUCCCAGGACGUGGAAAUGGAGUCCACUGGUUUGUCCGAUCCAGAUCAACACUGGAAGUACGAUCCAGAUGACAUCGACUUCCCGGUCCCAGCUCGCGCUACAGUGGCCACCACCGCGACCGGAUCCACAGGUUCGGCCCUGAUCCAACGAGUCCGGAUCUCAGCGGUCUCGGAUCUGAAGGAGUUCUCAGGGAAGGACCAGGAUGAGGAUCGGGCGAGAGCAUGGAUCAGUAAGGUGAAGUCUGCGUUCCUCCGUGACCAAGCCCCUGACGAGGAGAAGUGCUUGACCUUCGCGGACCUUCUGUCCGGAUCCGCGAGGAACUGGUAUCGCCAACUACCUCGAUCCACACGCAACAAGUGGUCGGAUCUGCUCCGCAGUUUCCAAACCCAGUACUGUGGAUUGGUGAUCUCCGUUGCUCGCCAGUAUUACCACGCGCGCAAGCGAUCCGAUGAGUCUCCGCUGGAUUAUCUCUACCGACUUAAUGUCGCUGGACUCCGCGCCCGACUCAAGAUCAAGGAUGCGGAUCGACUGACAUUGCUCCGACUGCCGGAUGCUGACGAGCUGGAAGAGGUUCUCCGCGCACUGGAUCGGGCGAAGAAUCGACAGAAGAAGUCUGCGAAUGGAGCCAGCAAGUUCCGCCAGAAGGCCCCCGCGACACCCGCACCGGCCGCUCCGGCCAAACAUGUGCGUGCGAUCCAGGUCCAACCUGACACGGGAUCCGAGCCUGGAUCCAGCGAUGAAUCUGACUCCGAGUGCGACGAUUACCGCAGGAUCUAUCUGGCGGCAGCCCAAGACCACGCGAAGCCUGCAGAGGAAGAGCAGAAGACUCUGGAUCGAAACCUUCAAGACCGUCCGAAGCAGGAUCCACCGUCUCGCGACUCCCGAUCCAGGACGCAUGUGGGGGGACCCGAACGUAGUCGAUGCACGCACUGUGGAUCCAAGCGGCACUCGCAUCUUGCCUGCUGGAAACGCUUGACGUGUGAGAAGUGCGGCAAGAAGGGUCAUCCAGGUGAUCACUGCCUUUUCGUGUGCUGUGGAUGUGGUGAACUUCAUGACGUGGGCCGAUGCCCGAAGGAAGAGUUCUACAACCAGAUCCGCCAGUGGUUCAAUCCGGCCAAGCAUGCGGGGAUGCUGCCAGAGAUGGCGGAGAAGAUAUCCGACACGACAGUGGAAAUGGAUUAUGAUCCGGAGGCACGUCAGGGAUACUGGAAGCAGCAGGAUCCAGACCAGUGGUUUAAGCCUACCGAAGGUGAAGACACGGCUGGAUCCAGAUCCAGGCGUGUUGCUGCGAACCGGCGGACCACGGAUCCAGAAUCUUCGUAUCUCCUACCCGGAGAAUCCCGAGGAUACUGGAAACAACAUUCGCCAGGGAAUUGGUUCCGUCAAGCCAAGAUCCACGGUAAGAUCAACAAUGAGAAAGCGAUCUUAGUCCUAGAUACAGGUGCCGAGGUGUCCAUCGUGGAUACCGCCUUUGCUCAGGCCAUCCUCGGUAUGGAUUACAUGAUGCCGGCCGGGAUCCGGCUGGAUCUGGCCGACGGGACUCUCUGCCUGCCCGAUGAAGUCCGGAUCCAGCUCAGCGGACGCCGUCCACUCUACAGUGACAAGGCGCAGUCCGUGAAGCUGGAUCGAUACUUGCAACUUGGGAUCGGAGAGUCCGCGGAGCUGCCCAUGCGUCUGCGAGGAUCGGAACACGACAAGCUGUGGGUUACGCGAGGGGAUCGAUGGGUGCCUACGGUAAUCAAGGGCCCAGGCAAGGUACGGUACCUUCAGAUCACGAACAUCGGAGAGAAGGAGCUGGUGUUGCGCCAGAGCCUCCAAGUCGGGAUGUGGCUGGCCGGAGAUCGAGUCCCGCGGAUCCAAGGUUACGUGUCCAUCGGAUCCCGCCGCUACAUGGAGUGGCAGAACCUCGCGCUGCAGGCCACGACGGACGCUGGAUCCACGGAGGCGGAACCCCCGGAGGCCCCACCAGGGCCUAUGGUGGAGCGCCCCGAAUACCCGACGCCGCGCGCAAUACUGCAGAGACGGCAUCCAGCACAAGUCCGACAGGUGGAGGCCAGAUCCAAGGGAGCUGAGGACGGACAGGACGGAUCGUCGUCAGAUCCACCCGACCAGACGACUGAAGGACACAUCGCCGGGACGACAGGAAUACCGCUGCUCCAAGCUUCGACUACGGCUCAUGCUUCGAUCCAGCAGCUGAAGGUCCGCCGAAGUCCGAUCCAAGCGGUGGAGACUCCGUGGGAAGAGGCGCGCCGACACCCACGCGACGGGCGUCUACCCGGGUGCAAGAAGCCCAAGCAGCUGCGCCUAAUCGUACACCCGCUCCCGAUCCAGACGAAGCUCCUGCUGAAUGCGCGCCCGGCCUGGAUCCAAGCGCCGAUCCCAAUGUCGAAUACUCGCUGGGACCAGACGAUGGAUCGACAGACCAAGAUCCAAUGGACGAUACGCAAGGUUGCGAGGGGCGCUGGGUCCAGAUGA